AUGUAUGUCGAAGGCACUGUAGUCGCGGAUGGCAACCAUGCCGUCCCCAAAGGCGUCGCCGUGGAAGAAUUGAACAGUGGUAAGAAAGGGCUCCAAGAAAAGUGUCCCCCCGAUCUCAAGGAACUCCUCGAAAAGAAAGGACUGAUUGCUGUCUACGACGACUUGGUGAAAAGUGUUGUGGACGCGAGUAGAACCCGUAACGUGUUUGGUCGGUGGAGAGAUCAAGAAUUCGUUUCCAUCAUUGAUCAGUUUCGCGAUCUGUUUGCCUCCAAAGGCGUGAAAGUGGCCUUGUGUAAGCGCGAAUCCGGUUCGGGAGUUAGGCGUUGGUUGGAGUUUAUCGAUGUUGAUAUUGCGGGAAUGUAUGUUCCCCAAUACGAUGUCGCCAACCUAAGUGGCCAAGUAAUCAAGACCAUGUACGCUACAUUGAAAUUCCCUAAUGGUGUGGGCGUGGAAGAAUUGCGGCAGAUGGGGGGUCGGAAACGCCUCAAAGAAAAGAUACCGGUUCAAGUCGAAGAAAUUAUUGCCAGGAAGGGCUUGAUGGAUGCCUACGAUGCUCUAAUUCUAGCAAUUGUGAAUGAGGGAGCUGGAAAGCAUACCAAAAUGUGGAAUAUUGAAAAAUUGAAGGAAAUUGUCCACUCGCAUCAGCCCAAUUUUGCCGUGAAAGGCGUAGAAGUGUUUGUUAGCCACAAACAGGAAUAUGUUUCCCAUGGACAGUAUGGAGGACAUCACGAAUAUUUUCGUUGGGUAGAAUUUGUUGAUCGCGAGCUCCAGCCUAACUAUCAUCCCCAACGCGAUGCCGAUUCCAAAUCAGAGAAGUGUGUCAUCUCGUAGAGGUUAAGGUUUUUGCUGAAGAGAGAAGCAACACUUCUGUGUAAGCGAAUAUACCUCAUCUGACGUAGGAUAGU
This is a messenger RNA of Phaeodactylum tricornutum CCAP 1055/1, 905 nucleotides long. RefSeq lists its product with no specific name. The transcript has a single exon. The record is from RefSeq and is a predicted model, not a curated record. Lineage: Eukaryota; Bacillariophyta; Bacillariophyceae; Surirellales; Neidiaceae. Bases 1 to 831 code for a protein of 276 amino acids.